This is a messenger RNA of Orycteropus afer afer, 1803 nucleotides long. Lineage: Eukaryota; Metazoa; Chordata; Mammalia; Tubulidentata; Orycteropodidae. The record is from RefSeq and is a predicted model, not a curated record.
AUGGCACAAAAGAAAUAUCUUCAAGCAAAAUUAACCCAGUUUUUAAGGGAAGACAGAAUUCAGCUUUGGAAACCUCCAUAUACAAAUGAAAAUAAAGAAGUUGGUUUGGCAUUGAAGGACCUUGCUAAGAAAUACUCUGACAAGCUAGAAUGUUGUGAACAUGAGGUAGAAAAAAUAAUAGAAGAAAUACGAUGCAAAGCAAUUGAACGUGGAACAGGAAAUGAAAAUUAUAAAACAACAGGAAUUGCUACAAUUGAGGUAUUUUUACCUCCAAGACUAAAAAAAGACAGGAAAAGCUUGUUGGAAACACGCUUGCAUAUCACCGGCAGGGAACUGAAGUCCAAAAUAGCUGAAACCUUUGGAUUUCAAGAAAAUUAUAUCAAAAUUGUCAUAAAUAAGAAACAGCUUCAACUAGGGAAAACACUGGAAGAGCAAGGAGUGACACACAAUGUGAAGGCUAUGGUGCUGGAACUAAAACAAUCCGAAGAGGAUGUGAGGAAAUACGUUCAGGUAGAAGAAGAAGAGCAAAAUGAAGCCAAACUAAAAGAAAAAAGAAUACAGAGGACUAAGAGAGGACUGGAAAUACUGGCCGAAAGAGCUGAAAUGGUGGUGGAUCCAGAAACUACCCCUUACUUAGACAUAGCCAACCAGACAGGCAGAUCAAUCACAAUUCCCCCCUCAGAGAGAAAAGCCCUUAUGUUAGCUAUGGGAUAUCAUGAGAAGGGCAGAGCUUUCCUGAAAAGAAAAGAAUAUGGAAUAGCAUUGCCAUGUCUGUUGGACGCUGACAGAUAUUUCUGUGAGUGCUGCAGAGAACUGCUGGACACAGUAGAUAACUAUGCAGUGCUCCAGCUGGAUAUAGUGUGGUGCUACUUCCGCUUGGAGCAACUGGAAUGCCUUGAUGAUGCAGAAAAAAAAUUAAACUUGGCCCAGAAAUGCUUUAAAAAUUGCUAUGGAGAAAAUCAUCAGAGACUGGUCCACAUAAAAGGAAAUUGUGGUAAAGAGAAAGUAUUGUUCUUAAGACUUUACUUGCUUCAAGGUAUCCGAAACUAUCACAGUGGAAAUGGUGAAGAGGCUUGCGAGUAUCUCAACAAGGCACGUCUGCUUUUUAAAGAGCUAUACAUCGAUCCAUCAAAAGUUCAUAAUUUGUUGCAACUGGGAUUUACAGCACAGGAAGCCCGGCUGGGCCUGAGGGCAUGUGAUGGGAAUGUGGAUCAUGCAGCCACUCAUAUCACCAACCGCAGAGAGGAAUUGGCCCAAAUAAAGAAAGAGGAAAAGGAGAAGAAAAGGCGCCGCCUGGAGAACAUCAACUCGUUGAAAGGAAUGGGCUACUCCACACAUGCGGCGAAGCAAAUUCUUCUCAGUAAUCCACAGAUGUGGUGGUUAAAUGAUUCAGAUCCUGAAACCAACAGCCCUCAGGAAAGUCCUUCCCAGGAAAAUAUUAAUCAACUGGUGUACAUGGGCUUUGAUCCUGUUGCUGCCGAAGCAGCGCUGAGAGUAUUUAGGGGAAAUGUCCAGCUGGCAGCUCAGACCCUUGCACACAAUGGUGGAAGUCUUCCUCCUGACCUGCAGCUCUCAGCAGAAGAUUCUUCAUCAACACCAUCCACAUCCCCUUCCAGUUCUGCAGGUACUUCUAGUGCCUCAACAGAUGAAGAUAUGGAGACAGAGGCAGUCAAUGAAAUAUUGGAAGAUAUUCCAGAACAUGAAGAAGAUUAUCUUGACUCAACUCUGGAAGAUGAAGAAAUUAUUAUUGCCGAGUACUUAUCUUAUGUAGAAAAUAUAAAGUCCUCAACAAAGAAAAACUAA